Peniophora sp. CBMAI 1063 is the source of this 1188-nucleotide messenger RNA. The record is from the annotation of a GenBank genome assembly. NCBI's taxonomy places the organism in Eukaryota, Fungi, Basidiomycota, Agaricomycetes, Russulales, Peniophoraceae.
AUGCAAUCUCAGCCUCCUACGUCGACAAGCGGUGAUUCUGUUCCGUCAGUCGUCCACGUCUAUGCGUUUCCUCUCGUUUUAGAGACGCUGCUCUUCAUCCUGCAGUUGGCUCUUACCGUCUACUUCACCUGCCAACAGUGGAUGCAACGUAAGACGGUACCGGUUUUCAACGCCAAGCUGUUUGUGGCACUCGCGAUGCUCAUCUUGCUUUCCAUCCACGGGGCACUUGAAGCCUACAAUCUCCGGGAGAAGACCAAGCACCUCGCUGCUACGGCGAAUGGAAGCAAACCCGGAUGGACGGAGUCGGAUUGUAGCCAAGUGUCUCUUAUGAGCCAACAGUUUGCCCUUGCAUUAAUUUUGUUCCUCGGAGAUUGCGUAUCUCUUUGGAGGGCAUACGUAAUCUACGGGAGGCAGGGUUGGCUUCGCAUGAUCUGUAUUGGCUUUGCAGUCGCAACCUUGGCGAUGCUUCUCGUGGGCAGCGUCUUCGUGAACAACCUACUCGGUGGCGUUUCUGCUGGUAUAUGGCUACUCGUUACUUGUGCGCCUCACUUCCUCUCUACGUUCUUGAUUGCGCGAAAGACAUGGUCGUAUUGGGAAGACGUGCGAGAUUUCGCGCACCAUGCGGGCAUGCGGCACAGUAUCGCGUUACUUGUCGUCGUGAUAGAGUCGGGGGUGGUGUAUGUCUGUCUGAGCAUCCUCUACCUUGCAUUCACCAUCGGUCAACCCCGUUAUAAACUCACUCAUUCCGUUCACCAGUAUCUGGCACCGAUCUCUGCCAUUUACCCGACAAUCGUCUUGUUGCUUGUGUCCGCACGCAAGUCUAUGCUUGAGCGGCGUACCGCCGAGACGAUCCCGACCCACGACCUCAUGCGCUUCGCCGCGCCCCCUGGCUCGGGCACACCGCACGGAUUCGAAGACAACACUCUAUCAGAGGGCAUCACACUUGCGGUCAUUGGCAACCUUGAUGCGCGAUGCAACGAAUCCCAUCCAAUGCUCGAUGUCCAAUUCGGUUCUCCUGUCGACUUGGCAGGGGAACUCAUGGGCACCAGUGUCCAGGAAUACAACGCACAGGCUGCGGGGCCCGCUUCGAGCGCAAAGGACGCCCAGGAGGCGAUGGUAACAGGCUCUCCACGCCAUUCGAGGGUGAUCGGUGAGGACGAACGCUUGACCACACCUCAGUCUAAAUGA